AACAUUCCUAAACGGCACCGUGAAAACUGCUCACGGACAUGAAGUCUCUAAUCCUUCAUAUCCAGGAUGUCUUUGUCAACAAUAAUGUGUUCUCUGCGUUAACAUCAAAUAAGUGAGAAUAAAGCAGAGAAGCAGUUCCAGAGACCACCCCACUGACUUGUCCAUCAAGGCCUCAGCCAGACAGCACUUCAGAUGAACUCCUCCUCAACACCUUCAAGGCUUUUGAACUACACCCCCUGCCUCCACUGUCCUAUGCUACCUCCGCCCCAACUCAACCACCUGCCCAAAACCACUAGGACCUGAAAGCUGAGUCUCUCUCAGGCCUGACCACAAAAUUACAGACCUGCUGUAUAUUAAAGGACCCGGCCCAUGCGUCCUCUCCUGGUCACCUCCCUCUCUAUGGGCCUUUAUAAGUCUCUCACACAGAGGGGGCACUACUUUCCAAAGAGGGACCGUGCUCAAGCAUCUGGAAAGCUCGCCGGUUUGCAAACGCACCUACUCAUCCAUAGCCGGGGAUCUUCUGUCUAAACGCUAACCAUGGACAACCAUUCGUACAACUUCCCCUCAGACUGCACCCCGCUCACCAACUGUAAGUCUGCCCGUAAGCCGGCUGGAUCCACCGUGGUGAACAUGGGCAACACUGGCAAGAAUGCUCCCCGGGACUAUCUAGUCUGGUCGCUGUGCAACACCUUGUACGUUAACUUCUGCUGCCUGGGAUUCAUGGCUCUCGUCUACUCCAUCAAGGCCAGGGACCAGAAGACUCAGGGCAACCUGCAGCUGGCCCAAGAGUGCUCAGACAAGGCUAAGUGGUACAACAUCCUGGCAGCCGGCUGGAACCUGCUGAUUCCACUUCUGGCCAUCGUCCUGCUCGUCCUCCUGCUCAUCCACCUGGGCACGUCCGAGGGCUCCUUUGACUUCUUCGGGGAGGACGGCUUCCAAAACUUCAUGAAACUGUUCAGUUGGUAAACGGAGGCAUAGGGAGAGAAAAAAACAAAACACACAAAGUCAACCCAUUCACACUAACCGGGAGAGGGUAUUUGAUAGGAUGCAGCAGAUGAGGGCUAACUGACAUAAUAGCUCUUAAGAAUUUUAGCCAGUCUGAGCCAAGCAAUAAUGGAAAUCUACAUGGAAAUCAGGACCUGCGCUGGGCUAAAAUCUGCUCAGCACUCAAAUGUCCUCUUUGUGGUGCACCAGUACUAAUGCUGGUAUUAAAAAUUACAGACUAAAACAGGACAUUCAACUACUAUCUGACAGUUACACAUACAAAAAAAAUGGAUAAAACAUAAUACUUUUGGACCAUUGAGCUAAAACUAAUGCUAAAAGUUUUUGUUCAGUCAAAGCAACACAACGGUAUAAUACUUGUGUGCCAACACCUCAUCAGAAUUUGUAAUGUGAGUGCUGUUGGAGAUUAGUAUUGGUGCAUCCCUCGUUGUAAUGUCAGUAUUAGAGGGAGUUCAGCUUACACAUGGCAGUCUCCCAGACGCGGUCAGUAGAAAGGUAAAGUUGAUCAAAGACUGAACAGCCUGAAAUGGCGACGAGGGGAACAAACAGACUGAAGAACGGCUGAGAGAUUAAGCAAGCAGCUCCUCUGGGUCCUUUUUGUUGUUAUUUAUUGUAUUUAUGUUGAGUAGAAAUUUUGAUGACAGCGGAAAUCAUAAGAACAGAGUACUGUGGAGCCAAAGUCUGAAUGUCACGAUAAUGAGAAGCCACUUGACAAAGGACGAUCAACCUUCACCUCCCAUUGAUAGUCACUUAUUUUUCUUCUUUCAGCAGUUUUUUUUCCUUCUUCUUACUAUUACAAAAUACAUCUGUUUAGUCAUUAUUUACAGUAUUUUAUUAGUAUUGUGUUGUGUUAAGUAUUCUAAUUUUACAUCCUGUUGUUGCUGACCUCUUGCGAGUGAGCUAAAUAAACCAGAUACUGUUAAGUCAGUAUUGCAUUGAAAAAAUAAAUAAGUCUUUAUUUUCUUUUUCA
Molecule: messenger RNA, 1972 nt
Organism: Perca fluviatilis (European perch)
Lineage: Eukaryota; Metazoa; Chordata; Actinopteri; Perciformes; Percidae
Product: interferon-induced transmembrane protein 5-like
Exons: 4
Coding region: 538-966 (142 amino acids)
Cellular component (GO): plasma membrane
Source: RefSeq, a predicted model, not a curated record